This is a messenger RNA of Pseudozyma hubeiensis SY62, 228 nucleotides long. RefSeq lists its product as hypothetical. The transcript has a single exon. The record is from RefSeq and is a predicted model, not a curated record. Lineage: Eukaryota; Fungi; Basidiomycota; Ustilaginomycetes; Ustilaginales; Ustilaginaceae. Bases 1 to 228 code for a protein of 75 amino acids.
AUGGUUGCGAUCGAGGUUUUCCCGGUUCGUUCCAACUUUGUGGUUUACCGGACAAACAAAUUCAUCGGACAGCCACGGAAACAUCCGCUGCUCGUUGCUGCAAAGCUUGACGCAAAACGGCCGCUGCAGGAUGUCAGCAGCGACAGAAAGCUCUCUGAAAGAGACAACUUGAGCUCAAGCCGCAAAUGGAAGAAUUUUGAACGGCACCGAGAUGACCGGUCACACUAA